AUGGAUCCAAACCAAAAUAACUCACCCACCCCAAACACCCAAAAUACUCCAAAUGAUCCGUUAGCAAACAUUGACUAUAUGCAAUUGUUAUCAUCCCCCGUUCAACAACAACCUUUAUUUACCAAUCUUUCAUACCACCCACAAUACUACCAAAACCAACCACAACCACAAUUUGUUCAAACCCAAUUUCAACCCUUUCAACAACAACCUCCUCCGCGUUUUCAGCCCCAAACUUUCCAACAGCCACAACCAAGUUCACAGCCAUCUCAAAUUCCAUUAUCGCAAUCUCAACCCGUAAACCUUGACGAUGAAGACGACGACGAACGGGUUCAAGAAACACAACCAAGUCGUAGAAGGCAAAAAAAAUCCAAAGAUUCAACAAAGAAGAAAAACACCCAAUGGACCGAGGAGGAGGAGGCGACUUUAGCUAAAGCUUGGAUUGCCAUAUCACAAGACGGGGAUGUCGCCAACGCGCAAUCGGGACAUAGCUUUUGGAAUCGUAUUUUAGACCACUUCCACGCGUUAUUGGGAAGGCAAACGAGCCGGACAUAUGAUUCAGUCAAUGCUAAAUGGCGCGAUCUUAGAGCAACGUGUACCAAAUUUAAUGGCGUAUUUGACAAUUUAAAAAAUAUGCAUCGAAGUGGUAGCAAUGAUUUCAACAUUUUGUCAACGGCGUUGCACCAAUACAAAAUUACCAACAAUGGUAAACCUUUUGGCAACCAAAAAGCGUGGGAAGUUUGUCGCAAUGGCCCAAAAUAG
Molecule: messenger RNA, 759 nt
Organism: Lactuca sativa (garden lettuce)
Lineage: Eukaryota; Viridiplantae; Streptophyta; Magnoliopsida; Asterales; Asteraceae
Source: RefSeq, a predicted model, not a curated record